This is a messenger RNA of Papaver somniferum (opium poppy), 1438 nucleotides long. Its product is annotated as DNA-directed RNA polymerases II, IV and V subunit 3-like. Lineage: Eukaryota; Viridiplantae; Streptophyta; Magnoliopsida; Ranunculales; Papaveraceae. The record is from RefSeq and is a predicted model, not a curated record. The transcript is spliced from 3 exons. Gene Ontology annotation, cellular component: RNA polymerase II, core complex. Gene Ontology annotation, molecular function: DNA binding; protein dimerization activity; DNA-directed RNA polymerase activity. Gene Ontology annotation, biological process: DNA-templated transcription. Bases 162 to 1127 code for a protein of 321 amino acids.
CCUUGCUAGCAAAAAAGCAGCAGGAGCAGACUACCAGAGGUAAAACCAAACUGAAAGGAAUCCAAAAAAGGGUUUCAGAAAGGGGGAAGAAGGAAAAACACAGAAGAGUGAGCGAGCGAGAGAGAGAGAGAGGGGAGAAGAAGAAACAAAUCAAAGCAAAGAUGGAGGGAAUGUCAUAUCAGAGAUUUCCAAAGAUAAAGAUAAGAGAAAUGAAAGAUGAAUACCUGAAAUUUGAGUUAAGAGAAACUGAUGUAAGUAUGGCAAAUGCACUUCGUCGUAUUAUGAUAGCUGAAGUACCAACAAUAGCUAUUGAACUUGUUGAAAUCGAAGUUAAUUCAACUGUUCUGAACGAUGAGUUUUUAGCACAUCGACUCGGUCUUAUUCCACUUACUAGCGAUAAAGCUAUGGGUAUGAGGUUCUCCCGUGAUUGUGAUGCAUGUGAUGGUGAUGGUCAGUGCGAAUAUUGUUCUGUUGAGUUUCAUUUAUCUGUUCGUUGUGACCAAGAUCAGACUCUUGAUGUUACUAGUGCUGAUCUUCUUACUGCUGAUCCUAAUGUUAUUCCUGUUGAUGUUGCUAAUGCUGCUCGUUCUACAAGCUUUGAUUCUGCUGAAAACAAGGGAAUUAUAAUUGUGAAGCUGCGUCGUGGGCAGGAAUUGAGAUUGAGAGCUAUAGCUAGAAAAGGGAUUGGGAAAGAUCAUGCCAAAUGGUCACCCACGGCUACUGUUACAUUCAUGUAUGAACCAGACAUCCACAUCAAUGAGGAUAUGAUGGCAACCUUGACUCUUGAAGAGAAACAAAGUUGGAUUGAAAGUAGCCCUACCAAAGUUUUUGAUAUUGAUCCUAAUACCCAACAGGUCAUAGUGGUUGAUCCUGAGGCGUACACAUACGAUGAUGAGGUGAUCAAGAAAGCAGAAGCGAUGGGAAAGCCAGGGCUUGUGGAAAUUACUGGGAGAGAAGAUAGUUUUAUUUUUACAGUUGAAUCUACAGGUGCUGUGAAAGCUUCCCAAAUUGUCUUAAAUGCCAUCGAGGUCCUUAAACAGAAGCUUGAUGCAGUUAGACUCUCUGAGGAUACUGAAGAAGCCGACGAUCAAUUCGGGGAACUCGGAGCUCAUAUGCGAGGAGGGUAAAGAAUCUCUUUCGGUGAAGGCUUUAGUUUCUUCUGCAUAUUAGAAACUUCUGUUGUUGAAUCUGACUAAUUAUGACAUCACAGACAUUCCAUAAUACCUCCAAAGAACACUUCUAACAUUGGUUUUGAAGUUGUGCCCUUCUAUGUUCAGAAUUAGGUAGACUUUGGCAGUGAGGAACUGAAGGGCACACAUCUUAUCCUUAUGAAUUAGCGGAAGUAGUUAACAGUUAUUAGUGUUCUCUUAUCGUCUUUUAAGUUGAGGUGGUUACUUUGGUUUUAAUGGAAAACUGUGCUUUACAGAACUUUUUAAAU